GAAACCGUCAUAGUGGUGAAGUCAUCCGCGGGCACACCAUUAAUGUAGUAAUUUGUGGCAUGACAUGUGUAUGGUGUAAAGAUAUGGACUGUGGGCAUGGGAGUGGGUGGUUUAGCUGAUAAAAGUUCUAUGUUCCAGUUUUAACCUUCAAAUAAUAGCCAAAGAAGUUCAGAAGUUGAGCAGCAUGGGAAAGAAGUUCCUGAUUUAAUAUUCACGGAAUUAUUGAUUGAUGUACUGAUACAGAAUUGAAUCAUUUCAUUGCAGUUUAAUGCAUUUAGUAGUAUCGUGAAAAGGAGCAUAAUUAUUAUUAUUAUUAUUGAAGGAAACUUCCAUAACCUUAAAUUCGCGAUCAGAAAUCAUGAGUGAAACACGGUUAUCAAGAUGGUACUUCGGAGGUUUAGCAUCAGCAGGGGCAGCAUGUUGCACACAUCCUCUUGAUUUGCUCAAGGUACACCUUCAGACGCAGCAAGAAGGAAAGCUCUCGAUAUUAAGACUGACUUUAAAAAUUGUUGAAGAACAGGGUGUGGUUGCGCUCUACAAUGGAUUGUCAGCAUCAUUGUUACGUCAGCUAACAUAUUCCACUACAAGAUUUGGUAUAUAUGAAGUUACUAAGCAGGCUAUUGCUCCGUCAGGAGAAAACAUCCCAUUUUAUCAGCGUGUUGGAAUGGCAUCACUUGCUGGGGCAGUUGGUGGUUUGGUGGGGACUCCUGCUGAUAUGGUCAAUGUUAGGAUGCAGAAUGAUAUCAAACUGCCUGCUGAGUCCAGAAGAAAUUACAGACAUGCAUUUGAUGGUUUGAUACGGGUUUAUCGAGAAGAGGGUACCCAGCGCCUGUUUUCAGGAGCAUCCACUGCCACUGGUCGAGCUGUACUUAUGACAGUUGGCCAGUUGUCGUUUUACGACCAAGUGAAGAUGUUACUACUCAGAGCUGGCUUCUCAGAUAAUCUCGUUACUCAUUUUCUUUCUAGUCUCACAGCUGGAGCUGUAGCCACUACACUAACACAACCACUUGAUGUGCUGAAAACAAGGGCAAUGAAUGCAAAGCCCGGUGAAUUCGCCAGUAUGUGGCAUUUGAUCAAGUACACAGCAAAACUUGGACCUCUUGGAUUUUUUAAGGGUUAUGUCCCAGCUUUUGUGCGCCUGGGACCUCACACAAUCCUCACAUUUGUAUUUCUGGAGCAGCUGCGAAAGAAUUUUGGUAUCAGCCCGUCAUUGUAGGUUGGUAAUAAUCUGAGGGAAGGCCUGUUCUCUUUGUCUCAUAGACGUGUAUUUGUUUAGUCAGUAAAUGUCGAUCAGCUAUAGAACUAUGUUCUAUAUUUUAUAUACUUCCAAAAACAUUUAUGUUUCAGUGGUGCUAGACCUGUUAUAAGCCUGUGCUACCUGUUAAAACUGCCCUGCUGUGCUAUGUGAUAUCAUGCUUUAGAGUAAAGAUUUUACACAUCUCUGUUCCAGAGGAAUCGUCAGCCUUUAGUUGAAUGUGAUUGAACUUUUUUUUCAGUUAUGAAACUUGUUUACGUUACCAUUUUCAAUAUUCAAGUCAUGAAACUCUAUAUGCAGUGCAGGUGUUUAAUAUGAUGCAUAUUGAAUAUUUUCUCAGAAAUAAAUAACACAAUUUUGAAAUAUGAAAACCUGCACACUUUUGAACCAGUGAUUAUGUUUACAGUAAACUUGUACAUUUAUCACAAAAUUUAAAGUCAGACAUUGCUCAGGACCUCAUGAUGAAUUACAUGCAAUAAAUCCCUUGCCCAUUUAUUUUACCCAUGUGCCUUAAAUUUCUCUUUCUUUGUAGUUUCUCAUGUGAGACUCUACUGACCUCCAUCCAACAGAAGUGCCACUUCAGGUGCUUAAUUUUUAAUGUAGGGUGAUACAGCAGGGACGAUUUCAUUCCGUAGCAUUGACUGCUUAUUGCUUAUGUUGGUGUAAGUGUAUGUUAGUAAUAAAUAUGUAAAGGCAGGUUCAAAACUAAUAUGCCGUUGUCAGAAUAAGGUACCAAAGAUGAAAAAGAAAAAUGAAAAAUAAUGAAAUACUGUAUGUCGAUGGUGCUAAUUUCUCAUUGCUUGCUGCUACUGUGGCACAUGCUUUUACCACUUUUACUAUAUAAUAUGAGUUGAAUAAUUAUUAUCAUUGUCUGUUGAAUUUAACACAUAUUCUGUGACCAGAGCUGUCCCUAGGUAGCGUGAGGGGUGGCCACUUUACUUUUCCAGGCCUUACGCAUAAUCACGAAAGUAUGUAAAGUCUUAUGUCGUGUCUGAGAUUUCAGUCUACCAACAUUAUGUAUUAGUUAUUUCAAGUUAAAUUGAAAUCUCGAUUAGUCUGAUUGUUUAUGUCAUUAUUUAUUAUUAGUAUGACUUAAUUACCUAAGGCUUUGAAAGGCUAUAUUGACCAUUAGGAAGGCAUAUUAUUGUUGUCAACAAAGUAAUUGAAUGGGUAUAGACGAAUUUGACCCAGUCCCCACAUUCCCCUAGGGAUGGCCCUGUCCGUGAUUACUUAUAAACUAUAUGUUUUGUUGUUUAGUUUUUUAAUGCAUUUAUUUUAACAUGACCAAAUGGUAAUACAAGGCUUUAUAUAUAUGCUUAAAGAAAUUAAUCUGUAAUGGGGCUUCCACCAGGGAAUAACAUCCGCCGUUGUAGUCCUAACAGUAAGACUGGGGCACACAAUACAUACAUUUUAGAAUAAUUUGUCGCAAUGUACCCUGUUGUUAAAUACUGGGUAUGGUAUAAUACUUUAUUUUCUAGCAUAACAAUAUUUAUUAAAACUCUGAAAUAUCCUGGUCACAAACACUAGAUAUCUGCUUCAAUAUUGUAUGUUGGUAUAAUAAUGUCAGUUAAAACAUUGUCUCUUCGAAACUUUACCAUUUCACUACCAUGGGUACAUAUGAGUAACAUAUGACAUUUAGUGAUGAACAGAGAGGAGUAAGCAAAUAACAGAAACAUGGACAACGUUGGCAGAAUGUGUUCUACGAGCAGAGUUUACAUUUCUUGUGCACUUCAUAUUUCAGCAUCAAGGCAAAAGAAAAUGCUUCUACUUUUUUCAUCAUCACUUAAAUCACAAAAUUUGAAUUGUUCAAUUGGAAAUUGUGUACAAAAGGAGACAUAUCUCUUUACUGAAAAAGCUCUCUGGUUGUCUGUCUCUUUAGGCUUGUGAGUAAGUAGGAUUUUUAAAUUGGGAGAUUAUCAGUUAUCUGCUGCCUACUUUGAUGCUAGAAAUGCAGUGAUGAGACCUUCAGACUUGCCUGAGUUGCUUACUGUCUGGUCCUUCGUCUUUUUUGGCUCGUCCGACAAGUGCGGCCCCUUGCAGUAGCUAUAUGCCUCUGCUACUUGAUUUCUAUGUUGAAGCUAAUGAACAGAUUUUAAAUUCACAUUUCCAUCACUUGUUAUUUAGUACAAAGUACAAAAUGUUUACAUUUUAAUUUUAAUUUUCUUGUUACUAUUACGUAUAAUUUGUGUGGGUUAGUUUGUUUUGUCACCAUUUUGGGAUUUCUAUAUGUAUGAAUGUGAAAAAAAUUAACUGAACAGAUUUUAGAGAAAGUGGAGGUAAGGCCUAUUUAUACACAAGUUGUUUCAAAGUGAUGAUUGUUGUUUUCAACAUUCAGUAUACAUCAGAACUGAAAUUGUUGUCAUCGUCUAAAUAUUAGAAAGUAAUAUGCAAAGUUUCUAUGUCUGUUUGACUGGAACUUAUCCAUAGCUGUUAUAUUCAGUGAGAAAAUUAAUAUGUACAUAUUUAAGCUACAAAGUUGUAUAAAUGUUACAGUAAGAAAGCUGCAAAGUCAGUAUGCAUGACACUGUGAAUCUUCUGAUAUUUGUGGGGGAGUUGGUGUAUUUAAAAUUAAUAUAGUCUACCUUGUAUAAGCGUGUGUUAAUGCACUAGGUGUUGUAUUUUGUCAACUGUUUGUAAAUUACAAAAUAUCUGUCCAUGAUUUACCAGCUCUCCAUCUAUCUAUUGCUGUACAAAAUGUUAAUGUAACCAUCCACGGCUGUCCACAGUCAUUGUGUGUUCUCUCUAUGAAGUGCAUAAAAUAAGCACAUACUGUAGAGGUUAUGUCUGUCUAUUUGGAAAUUUAUCAUGUGAAUUUAAUUUUGAUUUGAAUUAGUCCAGCAUGAGUGUAGUACCACUCUUACGUGAAAUUGAAGAUUAUCACUUUUCUCAAAAACUGUUCAUCUUACAAAAAAUAUUGUUACUUGGUAUUAAAUAUAAAACUGCAGAUUGACCAAAUAUAUCAGUGGGCCAUAUUCUUUCAUCUAGUGGUUGUGGAAGAAUUUCAUAAACAUUAUUUCAUCCAUAAUCUAUGAUGACAUUAAACUGUGAGAGAAAAGUGUACGUGAAUGACAGGUUCUGCAGAUAACCUCUUUGAUCUGAAAUAGGCAGUAGGUCAUAGUCAGUUGUAAAAGAUUCUUCCUUACCAAAGAGUGGAGAGUUGGUACCUAUAUUUGUGGUGUGGGGUUUUAUGAAUUUCAAAGUAUAAUCAUGUUUUUACGCCGUAUUAAACUUGCAUACAUAUUAUUGUAGUUUAUAUAUAAGUUAUAACAAGUAAUAUAUAUUACAAACCUGUAUUUUCAGGAGAAUUUUCUUUUAAUAUAGUUAUAUAUUUUGAUGACAAAUAUAUGGUAAAUUUAUUAUAUACAUGAAAUUAAUGUGAUAAAAGAACCUAUGUGACAUAUUUUGAACAUGCUUACAUUCCGAAUUCUUAUUAUUAUAAAGUUCUUCAUGUUAAAUUAUUGGUCACAGUGUUCCGGGACUUCAUGGUCACAAUGUUUCAUGACAAGAUUUAGGCUUUUAUGAACUCGGGGUUGGCAUACUUAGAGAUUAAGUCUUAUCAGAAUCAUCAGCACAAGCAUUCCUGUACUUGGCAGCUGAUGUUAAAACAUAAGCAUAUCUCUUCAACAAAAGAUGUGGACUCUUACCUACAUAUCUUAACAACAAGAAAAAUUAUUGAAUUGCAAUAUAAUGUAUUUACUUUCCACAAUUAAAUAUUAUAUCGUGUCCAUAAAUAGAAUUCUGUUGACGUAAGACUUGUGUCUGUACUGAAUGUCACUUUACUGUUGAGUGGAGCACUCAUUAUUCAUAUUCAGGAGGUCGCAGGUUCAAAUCACAGCCUGGAGUUUAGCUGUCCUCACUGAGGUUUCUUGGUGAUUUUCCUCAGUCGCACAUGUGCCAGGAUAUCUUAAAAUAGGCCAUGGCCAUUUCCACAUUCUUUCCAGAUGCUCAUUCACAAAUAAUCUUUACAUUCAGUGCUACAUAAUGUAGGCAGUUGACUGUGUUGUUAAAUAAACCAACAAUUAACCAAUCACACAGUGAACUUGUUUGUGACCCAAGAUACAAGUAAUUUUUUUUAUCUUAUUGUUUAGUACAUUUUGCCAUUAUUAAAUAUUGGUUAAUGUUACUGAAGUGCAUAAGUCCUAGUCUUAUGUAACUAAAGAAAACAGUAUAUCUUUUUAAUUGCCUUGGUAGUUCUGUUUACUGCGUGUAAUUUUUGGCAAGUUUGAAUAUAAAAUAUUAAACACAUGAAAAGAGACCUGUAAGAUUUAUGUAUACUUUAAAUUGGUGCUUUUGUACAAAGUGUAAUAAUGAAAUAUCUGUAAGCUGUUAUCAACAUGGAUUACUGUUUUCUGAGAAAUGAGUUUCAUGUUUUUAAAACUUCUGAAUUGAUUAUCCUGUAUCAUUGCAUGAAUCAGUCUCUGCUUCUGUUCUGUUUUUGUUAAAAUCUUAUUCCGAAUUAUGGGUUUUAUAAUAAAUCUAACCUCAGAUAAUAUAUAUAUGUGUAAAAUAAGUUAUUAAAUGUGAAGGAGUUAUGUGCGGUAACAUAAUGAUAGUCUUUUUAUUAUUAUGAGAUGCAUUUAUAUUUGUACAGAUUCCUUAACAGAGUUAUUCUAUACAUGUGCAAUAAUCGUAUGUAAAACAUUUUUGAAAUCUUAAAUACAUUUUAUAACUGUUAAAUAAUAUGCUAAGGAAUAUUAUCAACAAAUAUUAUUUGGUUAAAUUAUGAAAAUAUAACUUUUUCUCAUAACUGUUUUCAUACUCAUAUCAUCAUGUUCAUACUGUACAUGACUCAAGGGAAGAGGCAAAUGCAGUAAUGACGGUGAGAGAUAUGAAUGCCCUAGGCAGCUGGUAGACUGGCAUCAGGGUAGUCUGCAAAACAUAAGAGUGGCAUGGGAUGGAAUACAUAAUAAAGUAAUAAAAGAAUAAGGAACUUUUUGAUAAAUAUUUAACAUAAUCAUAGAUUGUCAUUUUUAAUCAAGUAUGACACGCUUUGUAAGAGGAUGCUUGGUUCUUACUACAUUUCAGCAUGUAUUUUACAUCAUAUUGUUAAUCAUUGUGGUUAUAUUGUAAUAUCUAAUUAUUCACAAAGGGCCCAAAUCAUAAUCUAACUUAUUUUCUACAGUUGUAACCUAACCUCAAAGUCCAGUAUUUGCAUCUCAGUUAUGGGAAAAUAUAGUUACACUUGGCAGUUAAAGAUUAGUGAAAAACAUUGUUUGUUAUGUAAUGGAAUUAUGUAUAACAAUUUUAUAUCUUAUGCUUAUAUGUGAUAAAUUUUGUAUUCAGCUGUGUUCUAAUUUAAGGUGAUCUGUUUUUGUCAUACUAUAAAUAAGAUAUUUUUACAUGUGCUUA
This is a messenger RNA of Zootermopsis nevadensis, 6604 nucleotides long. Lineage: Eukaryota; Metazoa; Arthropoda; Insecta; Blattodea; Termopsidae. The record is from RefSeq and is a predicted model, not a curated record.